AUGGCGUCGAAGCACCAUCCGAACCCGGCACGGCUGCUGGGGUACUGUGUGGACAUGGAUGUGGCGAAGGAGCGCAUGGAGCAGAUCGUCAUCUACCACUUGGUGCACAACGGCGACCUCGAGAAGUGGGUGGGCACCGACGCCGCCAAGCAGCUCACCCUGGCGCAGCGCAUGGACGCUAAGCAGGCGCUAGAGACGAAUGAUCUGUCGCGCCUGAGGGAUGCGCAGCUGCACCCGCCCUUGCCGGACGACAUCCUGCUGCGAGUUGUGCGCUUCGCCAUCAGCUGCACGCUCAUGCCCACUGCCACGCGCCCCACCAUGAGCCAGGUGUGCAACGAGCUCAGAGCCAUCCGACAGGAAUGCUUUGGCGUGGAGGAGAAUAUAGCAGCGUACAAGGUGGAUGACAAGCUGCGCAGGCAGGAGGCACAGGCGUCUAUUCCAUUGGAGGAACAGCUUGACUACAUCAACUCGAUUGUUUCCUCAACGGUUUACACUUGA
Messenger RNA from Closterium sp. Naga37s-1, 498 nucleotides. NCBI's taxonomy places the organism in Eukaryota, Viridiplantae, Streptophyta, Zygnematophyceae, Desmidiales, Closteriaceae. The record is from the annotation of a GenBank genome assembly.